UAAAUUCAAUACAUUUACGGGUUACUGUAUAAAGAGAUAACGGCAGCAACGGUUAAGGGCGGCGUAGUUAAAGUGCAAAAGCUGCGUUUAACCACCAUGUUAAAACAGAUUUUCAUCAUGACUGGGUUUUACUUAAUUUUUUUUUAUCUUCAUCAAGUUGAAGCUGACUGUGGGGUAUCUUCGGCUGGUUACGCUUUAGCUUGUAGUGCUGGAUAUCACUGCUGUUCAAAGGAAGAUCACACUUGCUGUAAAGAUGGAACUGUCUGCAUGGGGAAAGCGUGCCUGGGAUGGAGAGCAAUGAUUGGGGUUGUUGCAGCAUGUCUCUUCGGUUUCGUAGUAGUAUGCGCUGUUAUUGGAUAUCUAGGUAUGAAAAUAGUGGAACAUUUUUCACCAUUAUGUGAACGAAAAGUUGAACCAGCUCCAGCUGUAUCCGAAGAAGGCAGUACCUAAGAGACAGGCAGAGAGAGAGAGAGAGAGAGAGAGAGAGAGAGAGAGAGAGAGAGUAGUAAAGGACUACAUGAAACGGAUGUGUGAUGUUUAUAAUAAAAUAUAAUUAUAUUAUAUAUGUUUAAUUAUGUAUUUUUAAUGCGAACGGUUUGACCUACCCGUGAAAACUCAUGGGGAUAAUCUCUUGCCUAGAUUUAACGUGUAUUCAUGGUAACGCAAUUAUUUAUCUUUAGAAUAUAGUCUGAAUAUUCAAAUAUCGUGCAAAUAAUGCAAUUAACUAUUCGAAUAAUAAAAGUAUAAUUCUAACGUCCCUUAUUCUGAAAUUUUAU
Messenger RNA from Magallana angulata, 776 nucleotides. RefSeq lists its product as uncharacterized. The transcript has 4 exons. The record is from RefSeq and is a predicted model, not a curated record. Lineage: Eukaryota; Metazoa; Mollusca; Bivalvia; Ostreida; Ostreidae. Bases 97 to 450 code for a protein of 117 amino acids.